Molecule: messenger RNA, 2274 nt
Organism: Nerophis ophidion (straightnose pipefish)
Lineage: Eukaryota; Metazoa; Chordata; Actinopteri; Syngnathiformes; Syngnathidae
Product: WD repeat-containing protein 20-like
Exons: 3
Molecular function (GO): protein binding
Source: RefSeq, a predicted model, not a curated record
CUUGUGUUCUUUGGUUCUGGGCCCGUGGUGUGCGUGCAGGCUGUGGACCUGAGCAAGCCCAUCGACAAAAGGAUCUACAAAGGCACUCAGCCCACGUGUCACGACUUCAACCAGCACUCCGCAUCGGCCGAGAGCGUGGCUCUCAUCGUGGGCUUCUCAGCCGGGCAGGUCCAGUAUCUGGACCCCAUCAAGAAGGAGACCAGUAAACUCUUCAACGAGGAGAGGUUGAUAGACAAAUCCAAAGUGACGUGUCUAAAAUGGCUGCCUAAAUCGGAGAACCUGUUCCUGGCGUCGCACGCCAGCGGUCACCUCUACCUCUACAAUGUGGAUCACCCGUGCGGCACCACGGCGCCGCAGUACUCAUUGCUCCGUCAGGGUGAGGGCUUCGCCGUCUACGCCUGCAAGACCAAGACGCCGCGCAAUCCGCUCCUGCGCUGGGCGGUGGGCGAGGGAGGCCUCAACGAGUUCGCCUUCUCGCCGGACGGCGUCCACGUGGCGUGCGUGGGCCAGGACGGCUGCCUGCGCGUCUUCCACUUCGACUCCAUGGAGCUGCAGGGCGUCAUGAAGAGCUACUUCGGCGGCCUGCUGUGCGUGUCGUGGAGUCCCGACGGGAAGUACCUGGCCACGGGCGGCGAGGACGACCUUGUGACGGUGUGGUCAUUUGCGGAAAGCCGCGUGGUGGCCCGGGGUCACGGCCACAAGUCCUGGGUUAACGUAGUGGCCUUUGACCCCUUCACCACCUCGCUGGAGGAUGAGGAGCCAAUGGAGCUGAGUGGCAGUGAGGAGGACCUCCACCAGGGGGUGCAAAACAACUCCAUGCACUUUGGGCGGGUGCGAACAAGCAGCACUUUGUCACGUCUUUCCCGCCAUAGCUCCAAAGGUGGGGGCUCGGCGGCGGUCACCUACAGGUUCGGUUCUGUGGGUCAGGACACGCAGUUCUGUCUGUGGGACCUGACAGAUGACGUGCUCUACCCCCGCCUCCCGCUGUCCAGGGCCUUCACAAACACUUUUGGACCCUCGCUGCCCAACUCCAACAGUGGUGGGGUGAACAGCACGUCAGGUGGUGGGGGGAGUGGCGGCGUGGAGGGCCACCACCACCCCCCCAACGCCACCAUCAGCACCUCGAACCCGCCCACCUUGCCUUUGCCCCUGCCCCGCUCCUUGUCACGCUCCAACUCGCUGCCCCACCCUGCGGUCGCCAACGUCUCCAAGGGCCAGGGUGCCUCGGAGAGCAGCGGCGGUGGAGGCGGGGGCGGAGUCGUCAGCGGCGGAGCGAACAGCACGCCGUUCAGCAUCGGCCGCUUCGCCACGCUCUCCCUGCAGGAGCGCAAGUCGGACAAGUCCGGCGGCGGUGGCGUGGAGAAGGAGCACAAGCGCUACCACAGCCUGGGCAACAUCAGCAAGAGCAACGACAAAAUCAACAUGGCGCCCAGGGGAAGCCGCCUGGACGCCGCCAAGGUGCUGGGAACCACGCUGUGCCCGCGCAUGCACGAGGUGCCGCUGCUGGAACCGCUGGUGUGCAAGAAGAUCGCCCACGAGCGCCUCACCGUGCUCGUCUUCAUGGACGAUUGCAUCAUCACGGCGUGCCAGGAGGGCCUCAUCUGCACGUGGGCGCGGCCCGGGAAGGCGAACUUGACCGCGCACAACGGCAACUCUCCGAGUGGCACAGUGGUAUAGCUGCACCUUCGUCCCGCCUCCUUCUCGAUAAGCCCCUCCCACCUGGAGCACCUGACCUUUGCAGUGUUAUUUACCCUCAUGAAGCCACGGCCGCUGUAUUUAUAGUUAUUUAUUUUGCCACCAGACGGAGUAGUAAUUUAUACUGUAAAUAGUAGAAGGAAGGAAGUGGACAUGUACAUAGCAACACACCGAAUGUCCUUCAGGCAACGUACGGCAGCGUUUUUUUUUUAGUUCUGAUGGACGCUCAGGCCAAAUCAUGUGACCAGCCUGGGUGCGUGUGCGCACACACACACACACACACACACAGUCGCUAGCGGUGUAGCAUGGUGUGUAUAUCACACUCAUUCGUGUUGCACCUGAAUUGCCUCUUGCAAUAAUUUGCACACAAGCGAUCCACGGUCCAUCCAGUCGCCGCCGCAUGCCGCCAUUAGGUGGUCACCAUGACUUCACUCAACACGAAGUUGCUGGAGCUUGAUGGGAAUUUGGCCUAAAAAAAGAAAAAUGACACAUGUUGAAAGAUGAAACUGCUUUUCAUUUCAGCCUGUGGUGAUGAUUUUUUUUUUUUUUUGCUUUCUAAUAAAGACAAGCCAAGUGUCA